UCCCAAGCUGGCUUCAAUCUAGCUGUCCUGGACUGGUCUUGCCGUUUUCCGGACCAUAUCGCCGGCGUCACACUCAAUUUUCCAUCGCUGCCAUCAUGCAAUUAAUAAAUGUACCCGCUGCUGUACUGGGCGUCGUCGACAUGAUAAAGUCGUGCAAAAUCGUGCAAACAAGAAGAAAAUUACUCGUCGGUUGCAAGGCCCGGUCCAUACCGGCACUUUUCGGAUCAGCUGCAGAACCCAAAUACAUAAUAUCCCAAGCACUGUACUGCACUUGCACUGCACUGCUUCAUUACUUGAUCUUGCAUGCCUGCAGAAAUAUGCACAAUCGACCAGCCCAGAAGCUUCCAUCAAACUUUUCUGCCGUGUAUCAUGCAGUAAUACCCCACCGCAUGUGUCCAACAAUACUCAAAGAGUCAAAAAGAGACAUGCUGAUACUGUACUCUCGCUGCUUCGCUGUUCACAGCUACCUGGUUUGCAAUACAUGUCUUCUGCCACUUGGCAUCAUUGAAAGAACAGACGUUGUCGUUGAUCGUUCAAUGAAACUCGGAAGCCAUUGAGACAGACAACGGCACGGCUCUUCUCCGUCCCGUCGAGACGAACCGUCUUUUUGCACAGACUAUGAUGCAAAACAAGGCUCGGGAGUCAGCAAGGUGGACCAUGUUGGAGAACUUAGACUUUACUAGCUCGUCUU
Molecule: messenger RNA, 691 nt
Organism: Pseudovirgaria hyperparasitica
Lineage: Eukaryota; Fungi; Ascomycota; Dothideomycetes; Acrospermales; Acrospermaceae
Exons: 1
Coding region: 96-557 (153 amino acids)
Source: RefSeq, a predicted model, not a curated record